Molecule: messenger RNA, 1044 nt
Organism: Zygosaccharomyces rouxii
Lineage: Eukaryota; Fungi; Ascomycota; Saccharomycetes; Saccharomycetales; Saccharomycetaceae
Gene: CTO1
Product: Cto1p
Exons: 1
Coding region: 1-1044 (347 amino acids)
Source: RefSeq, a predicted model, not a curated record
AUGUUGAAGGGAAAUUUUUCAAAUUUUUCUUCUUUUGUCCUACGUGGGAUUGAUAUAGAAGUGUGUAAACAUUUAUCGUCAACUUGUCAGUGUAUAUCUACUCUUAAAAGGAUUUACACAACCAUGAAUAACGUGAUAAUAGCAGACUUUGACGAGACUGUCACGAACAGGGAUACUACAUGUAUAGUAGGGCAGUUACCAUACACUUUAGAUCCUAAAUUAAAACCUGCUUGGUCACACUUUGUCGACGUUUAUUAUGAACACUAUAAAAAAUUUCAAUCAAACAUUAAUAGCAGGGUUUUACCACUAUUACCACUAGGGAAGGAGACUGUUAUUACAGAUACCAAUUUUACGCAACUUUUCCAUGCGGAAGUUGACUUCCAAACAAGUAAAAGGCUUCUUGAAUUGUCUAGCACUACUGAGAUUGAAUCUCGUAAUGUGUUCAAAGGAGUAAAGCAUGAACAGGUUCGUUCAUUUGUGGAAAACAAUCUUCAAGGUGCUGAUUCACUUUUAAGACCAGGUUUUUCGAAUUUCAUCUCUUUAGUACCAAAAGAUAACUUUCACGUUGUGUCCGUAAAUUGGUCACCAGAAUUCAUUAGACAUGUUAUUGGUGAUGAAAAGAUUCAUCCACAUCACAUUGCAUGCAAUAAUCUAAUCUCUGACGGUGAUGAGUAUACUGGUCAGUUUACCAAUGACUUAUUGACAGGAUCAGAUAAAAUUAAGGUAAUUCAGCAAAUUUUGUCAUAUUAUGACAGUAAAGAAAGUGAUCAUUGUCUAUGGUAUGUAGGCGAUAGCGAUACUGAUCUAUUAAGUGUGCUUUUCCCCAAUAUCAACGGUGUCUUACUGAUUGAUCCAAUUAAAGAAUCCAAAAAAUUUCAGAAGCUUACUGUUCAAUUAUUAGGGUUACCUCAGAAAGAGAUGGAUGAAUUUGCUCACGAUUCAUCUCUAGGUUGGUAUACCUGUUGUACAAAGCAAGGUGGGAAAACUGUCUAUAUAGUCAAAUCGUGGAAUGAUUUACAAAGAUUAAUUUUUGGAGAAAAUUGA